CUCACAUCUGAGAGAUCAGAGCGCUUCAGACGGAAUCAUGAUGUUCUACAGAUCUGAACAAACGCCGAAGAUUUUACUGAUAAUGUGUGUAUGGGGAAUCUUUCCUCUGACUACAGACCAGUUCCCAGUUCUUGGCAGCUUCAAUCUCCUGCUGUAUCCGGUAUCGGUGACGGGACCGUACGGACCUCAGACGCUUCUGAUACCAGUGACCACGACUGAGAGAAACACACAACACAACCAAACUUCACAGGCAAACAGCAGUAAGAUCAGUUCUCAAAGUUUGUCCAAGCCUUUGAAUGCAAACAGCGCAUUUCUCCAGCCGGAGCCAGUCCGUGGCCCCGCCCCCAGCCCCGCCCCUGAUCUUCACAUGUUCCCAUCUGAGACUUCAGUUCUGCAAGGGCAGAUGUCGAAUUUCAUCCCCUCAAAUGUCCCUCUGCAGGUCUAUUCAUUUGUCCAGCAGGCUGUAAUUUCAGACUCAGGAAGCUCAGAGGAAGGAGACGCUGCUCAGGUGGUUUAUAUGGUUCCCGUCCAUGUGGAAUCGCCCAACAUGGGUGUGAUGGAGGGCAGCGCUCCCGUUCCCGACCCAGGACACCUCCACGUACCGGUCACCACUUCCGCCCUGGAGACUGCUGCGCCGCCGGACGCUCAAGGGCAGCUGGGGAAAACUCUGGCCACAGAAACAGCGACACGGACAGACAUUCUGGGAAAGAAGGGACUCUGAGGACCGUCAAGACACCAGAGAUGUCCAUUUAACAUGGAUCUCUCUCUCUUUUAUUUGAUAUCAGAAAAUGUAAGGUUAUUCAGUUAAAGUUUUUUACAAUCGCUAGGACACAUUUCUCAAUACUUAGGUCACUUUUUCAAAACUCUUCACACAGUUCUCCUAACCAACUUUCAUCUUGGCACAGAGGUUAACUUCACAUUCAAAAUGCACCAAAUCUACCAAAACACUUCAUUCAUGUCUCAAAUCAACUCAUUCUUCCAGAACACUAGCAAAGGUUUUCACUGAGCAAACACACUUUGUCACUCAUAAAACAUCGACCUUAAAACACUAACAUCAGUUAGCAUUAUACAAUGUUUUCUUUUUUUAAAUUUCUUUGCAAAACAAGAAUGACACUCUCUACUGCUUAUAAUUCACUGCAGUUUGUGUUACAUGGUCCAUGUUUACAUUACAGAACAAAAUUAUUCCUAAGUUUCCCCUUUUGAACUGAUGGUAAUGAAAUUGAAAGACUAAUGCUUGUGUAGGUGUUCAGUUUCAUCUAAUUGUUUUGAUAGUAUUUGAUUUUUUAGAUUCAGAAUAUAUUUCAUAACUAUAUUACUGUAGAAAUGUAGCAAAUUUCUGUCUUAUUCAGUUUUGUAUUAUGUUAUUGUUUUGAACUUAAGUUUAACAGUUUUGAAAACAGUAUGUAAGCAUGUGCAACUUGGCCUGUACGUACAAAGAGUUUUGGCAGUUGUUGUGUCUGAGUGAGAAAAGAAUUCAUGAAAUUUGAGCGAUGUAGUCAUUGAAUGCAUUUUGUGAUAAAACAAUGAUAAUUGAUCCUCAGUUUAGCCCACAUAGACUUCUGUUGUGCUCACUGUGUGAAGAGUUUUGCAAAAGUGACCUAAGUAUUGAGAAAUGUGUCCUAGCGUCUGUAAAAAAAACUGUAAUUGUGGAAACUGUUUUGUGCUGAUUUAUGCAAUAUAGGUGCUUUAAAGCAGUUGGAAUCAAGUUCAGUUAUAAUUACAACUUUAAUUUCAACUAUAAAGCAGCUCUACAGAAGACAAACUCUCAUUAUUCAGCUCAGUUCAGUUCAGAUUAUCUCAUUCAAAUUCUCUUUCCUGUGACAACAGUUUCGUCCACAACAGUCAUCGUGUUUCCUAAAUCUAAUCUGCAUAUUAACUUUAUAUAUAUAUCCACAAAAUUUAAGCACUACUUAAAAAGUCAUUGCUGUCUCGGAAAAGCAUCAAAGACAGAAUAUGGCAGAAUACGGGUCACAUUAUAUGUGUCUGGGAAAAU
Molecule: messenger RNA, 1993 nt
Organism: Ctenopharyngodon idella (grass carp)
Lineage: Eukaryota; Metazoa; Chordata; Actinopteri; Cypriniformes; Xenocyprididae
Exons: 7
Coding region: 38-721 (227 amino acids)
Source: RefSeq, a predicted model, not a curated record